This is a messenger RNA of Pecten maximus, 4116 nucleotides long. RefSeq names its product DDB1- and CUL4-associated factor 7. NCBI's taxonomy places the organism in Eukaryota, Metazoa, Mollusca, Bivalvia, Pectinida, Pectinidae. Gene Ontology annotation, cellular component: nucleus. Bases 198 to 1295 code for a protein of 365 amino acids. The transcript has 10 exons. Gene Ontology annotation, molecular function: protein binding. The record is from RefSeq and is a predicted model, not a curated record.
AAACUAAGCGCCGUACCAGUUGUUGAUACUUUGUUGGAUAUCGAAGAUUUAUUUUAUUGUUGGCGUGAAAAAACAAAACAACGCCUUUUGUAGGUAAACCCAGCAGAUCAGUAGCUUGAAAACGGUGGCCUUGAAGCUGCUACAGAAAAUUCUGCAGCAGCACAUAUGAGCCACUUCUCCACUAGACUCUACAAAAUAUGCGGAAUAUUGGCUCCGACAUAAACAAGUCCAGGGAAUCAAGCACCAUGUGUGCCCUGCCAUCCUCCCAACCUCCAACAAAGAGGAAGGAAAUCUACAAGUACGAGGCACCAUGGACGGUUUACAGCAUGAACUGGAGCAUCCGACCGGACAAACGUUUCAGACUUGCCCUGGGAAGUUUUGUUGAGGAAUACAACAACAAGGUCCAGAUUGUCUCCCUUGAUGAAGAAACAUCUGAAUUUACAUCAAAGAGCACAUUUGAUCACCCAUACCCAACCACCAAGAUUAUGUGGAUACCAGAUUCUAAAGGUGUAUUUCCUGAUCUUCUGGCCACCAGUGGAGAUUACCUGAGGGUAUGGAGAGUCAGUAGUGACAAUGAAACACGAUUAGAGUGCCUACUUAACAAUAAUAAAAAUUCAGACUUCUGUGCCCCAUUGACGUCAUUUGAUUGGAAUGAAGUUGACCCAAAUUUACUUGGAACUUCCAGUAUAGACACAACCUGUACAAUAUGGGGCUUGGAGACAGGUCAGGUUUUGGGGCGCGUGAAUGUUGUAUCCGGCCAUGUAAAGACGCAGCUCAUUGCACACGACAAGGAAGUCUAUGAUAUUGCUUUCAGUCGAGCAGGAGGUGGUCGCGACAUGUUUGCAAGUGUUGGUGCCGAUGGCUCUGUGCGGAUGUUUGACCUCCGACAUCUGGAACAUUCCACCAUUAUAUACGAGGACCCACAGCACCAUCCCCUGCUCAGACUGGGCUGGAACAAACAGGAUCCUAACUAUCUAGCCACUAUGGCUAUGGAUUCCCUCGAGGUGAUAAUACUGGAUGUGCGAGUACCAUGUACUCCCGUGGCCAGACUCAACAACCACAGGGCCUGUGUGAAUGGCAUUGCCUGGGCUCCACACUCCAGCUGUCAUAUCUGUACUGCAGCUGAUGACCACCAGGCACUGAUAUGGGAUAUCCAGUCAAUGCCUCGGGCGAUCGAGGAUCCAAUACUGGCAUACACAGCAGGCGGGGAAAUCAACCAGACACAAUGGUCAUCAACACAGCCGGACUGGAUCUCAAUCUGUUACAAUAAUUGUCUGGAGAUACUACGGGUCUGAGGCGUCAAGUGUACUAGUUCUGUUUGGCAGCCAUUUGUUGCCAUUUAUAGAAGUCGUCAGUGUAAUGGUUAUAGACAUUGUCUAAGACAUCUCACACUUUCUCUUUAUGAACAAUACCUGUUUAUAAUCCUCUCGGAUACAUUCGUCGGGUUGAUUAUAAACUUGGUAAACAGAUGCUCUCCUGAAAUCUUGGAACAAUUUGGCAGCAAUAUCUAUAUGAUGACAUGAUCUGUCAGUUUUCACCCAACAAGAACAGGAUUAGCUCACAAGUGUGACAUUGUCUCCAUGUAGCAUUCAAGUAUGGCCAUAGUAUCAAAUACUAGAUGAUCAAUAUUUGUAAAAGUUUCUUUAUGAUGUAUUGGAUAACUUGAUCACAUCUGAGUUACUUGUCAUAUUGAUGGUGGUACGAUUCAGGGAAAUGCCUUUAUUUUCUGAAUUCAGUAUUUACAGCGGAUUUCUGGAAAUCUGGAGCCUUCACCUGAUUAAUUUCCUGGAGUAUGAUCAUUCAGAUUCAGGAUUGCUCCUUGUAGAGAUGGAUUUCUCAAAAUCACCAAAAGGACACUUCCCAGGCUAUAACGUUACAUGUAAUACUGAAAACCUUGGUUUUAUUUGAUUUGUGGGGUACCAUUGUAGAAGGCUGUGUGUCUCCCUGGCUAUAAAACUAUGUAUUAUUUGUUUUACAUUUGUAUGUAUGUAAAUAAAUCCUGACAUUUUCAGAACAGAUACACAAUUACACACAUACCCAGUAUGUAUGUUAAUUUAAUAGAAUCGUUCAUGUACAUUAUGUAUGGUGAUGAUUCCAGAAAAUGUCAAUCAGGAGUGUAAAAAUCCACAAAUUCCAGGGCUACAAAAUUUUCUGUUUAGUCUAGUAAAAAUGACACCCAUACUAGCCCAGGGCUAGUGAAUUUCCCAUGUUUCAGCAGAUAAAUAGUUAAAUUUAAUUCUAUGAACAGGGGUGUCCAAAACACUUUAAAACCUUGAAAGUAUUGGCAAUAAUCUUAAUUGCCUUUGAGUUAAUCUAAUAUGGAGUCCUUUGUACCAAAUAUAUCAUAUAUCGAAACUUUAUUUUCCGAAUUUUUCCAACUUAUUACAUGUAGUUUGGCUAACAGAUUUUAUAGUAGAUUUUUGGUGUCUAGUAGCCCUGGGCUAGUGAAGUUUAUUUGUCUACUAGCACUAUAGGCUAGUGAUUAAAGAUUUUGUUUUAACCCCUGUGUAUGCAUACACAAUUGUAUAUUUAUUAAAACCUCAUAGAAUUGUCCAUCUAUGUAUGCUGAUGAUUUCAAACCACUGCCCAUCUAUGCCUACAAGUAUAUGUGUAUAGUUCCACUUAUUCUUCCUGUGGAGAGUACAUUGUCUAUUUGUAAGUGGAAAAAUUUUCAUACAGUCGUGUGUGUAUUUAUAAUUUCUGUAGUGAGAAAGCUUUCAAGAUUGCAUUCAUCGUUCCAUUUUCUUGAAAAAUCAGAAAUUACCUUUUUUUACAUGUAAGAGUUCAGAGAUUUUAUAUUGUAUUGUAAAUAAUGAUUUGAUUUUGUAUAGUGUCAGUAAUUUUGUCAUGCUGUUCUACUUUUUUAUUCCUUUUUUUUCGUCUUGCAUUUUUUUUUUUACAUAAUUAGCAAACAAUAAAACAAAAUUUGUGAACCCUGUUGUCAUUGGUUAGGAGGGGGGGGGGGGGGUGUGUGAUUAUGAACAACUAUGUUAAGACUUGUAAUUGCUCUUGUGUUGGUUUGUCUAAUUUAUUAGUCAUAGUUGAGCUCUUCUCAACCAGAUCAGUUUGGAAAGCAAUUCACAAAAUCUGUAUAGUAUUUGAAGCUUUUGGGACCUGGUACAUGACUUGAUGUCUGUAUCACUGAUACAGAGUAUUCUAUCGACACAUACAACAGCUAAAGUAACACAGCCAUUCUCAUGAUCAUUAAGAUAAAAUUGUAAUCUGAUCCAAUAGUUUCUGAAUCAUUAGAAUUCUACUGACGAUCACCCAAACCAUCGUUAGUGUUGGCCAGUGUUAGUAUAGAGGCUGUACUUACGACUGAAAAUGUACAGAAAUAUAAAUCUCUUGAAAUUGUUGCUUUUCUGUUUGAUUGUAUCAACUAGACAUUCACAAUGAUAGUGGUUGAAAUUACUGAAAACUUCCUCUAGGAAAACAUUUAUUUAUUGAUUGUAUUAUUAUAUGUGUUAGUUAUGGUAAGUCUUUUUUAUGGUAUUUCAUUUAGGAAAGAAUCACUUUACAAUAUAUCAAUGGAAGAGUCGGAUUUCCAUUUCCAGGCAGUUGAUGGUUCCUGCCUUGGCCCAGAUGUUCAAUUUUAAAAUCCAGAUCAAAUAAUUUCUGGUAAAACUAACUUAACAAAAUUCUAUGAGACUAUAACAUUCGUCAUUCUCUUCCUACCUGACCGUUUUAAGGAAUACACACACUCAGGUUUGGAAGUAAAGGAGAAAUGAGAUUUUUUUAAUCAAGUGAUUAAGCUAAUCACCUUUCAAACAACUGGGCCCAGGUGCUUACCAUGUUUAUUAUACACACAUUACCAACUAAAGUUAAAACACUGGCUGCUUUCUAGCUAUCUUGCUUCUGACUGGUCAAUAAUGUAUCAUUUGUCUUUAUAACAAAAUGGGAAUGCAUAACUCAACCUAAUUUUGAUGGAAAUCAAUAUUUCAUAUUUUCUGUUAAGUUCAUUUGAAAUAUACACUGUAAAAAUAUGUUGAGAAUUCCACAUUUGUCAAUAUACAUAAUUGUCUAGAAAAAUGUCAAAGACAUAUUAUCAUCAACUCACUUCAAUUCAUAUACAUUGUACAUGUAACAGUGUUCAUUAAAACGCCAUUGAAAUAUGAA